Vanrija pseudolonga is the source of this 1281-nucleotide messenger RNA. RefSeq lists its product as uncharacterized. The record is from RefSeq and is a predicted model, not a curated record. NCBI's taxonomy places the organism in Eukaryota, Fungi, Basidiomycota, Tremellomycetes, Trichosporonales, Trichosporonaceae. The transcript has 2 exons. Bases 1 to 1281 code for a protein of 426 amino acids.
AUGGCUACCUUCUUUCGUCGCCUCGCUAUCAUCGUCGGCGAGCGCCUCGGCCCUGCCGCGCCUCUCCCUCCUCGUCUCAACGCGAACCGCCUGUCCUCGGCGGCAGUAGUUGAGAUCAAGGCCCGCGCGGUCGCCUACGAGGCCCUCGCCACCCCCUCGCUCUCCUCCUCGACCACGUCUCUCGCUUCCUCAGGACGCCCAGCAACCCCGGACCGGGUCUCGGUGACCACUGUUGAGGUUGCGGGUGGCAUGGUCCCCCACCCCGCCUACACUGUUCUUUCCCCCGUCGUCGUCAACGGCGGCGUGGAGUACCACCUCCUUCCGGCCCCAGCCGCCACCACCACCAUCUUGCAGGAGCUUGCCCUUGCCCCUUUCACCAAGCCCCACCCCCGUACCCUCCCCAAGAAGGUCGCGCGCGCGGCCAAGCUCAUCGCCCGCGUCAAGGCUAUCAAAAGCCGCCCGCGCACCCCCACGGAGCCCACCACCCGCCCCACCGGCCUCUAUGUCAAGAACCACCCCAACGAGGACCACCGUGUCCAGGCCUCCAUCGCCGGCCCAAAGGCGACAGUCAACUCGAACAUGCACCAGGUGCCCCCCACCUCGGCUUCAUUCCUCGCGCGCACCCCCGACCCGCGCGUCUUUAUCGGCCACGUCACUGGUAGCGACCCGGAGAGCGUGUACGUGCGAUACAAUGGAGCAAACGUCGACCGCAUCGAGUCGAUGAAGAGGGAUGGCGUUGUUCUCGAGCAAGACCCACUUCUGGACAGCCAGUUUCCUCUUCUCGGCGAGGGACACGCCUCAAGCGACCGAUUCGCUAACGCGGUCGGACGCCUGUCUCUUGUCGAGGCCGCUGCCGAGAAUGCACGUCUCCUCCGCGACACCGCCAACGUCACUGCAUCGACCUGGGCUGGCCCGGCCGAUUGCAAGACGCUGCUGCACAACCAGCUCGACAACUACACGGCGACCAAGAUUGCGUCGCUCUACGCCGAGAUCGACCGAGCCCAGUCAGUUGUCAGCGGCAUCAUCUCGGCCUACAACGUCCUUGACAGCUCGUUCGGCGCUUCGAAGCUGGCUGAGGCUACCCGCACGGCUUCCGCCACUAUCCGCUCCAUCCCCAACUUCAACUCGUUCGUCGCAUCAAUCUCGGGCGACCCAUACACAGUCGGCGGUCUAGAGUUCGCGGUAACGUGCCCUCGCAAGGAGGCCCUGUACUACCCAACGACCCACUGCAUCUUCAAGAACACAGUGGUUCAGGGCUCCUGGGAGGAAGUAAUGGGGUGA